AUGGGGAUCCGAAGCUUGUUGUCUUCAUCCGUGAUGGUUGGAGCCAAGAAGAUCAUGAAGGGGAAACGCCGCAACCAGCAGCAGAAGCACCAUUGCCAACACAUGACCUUUCCAUCGGCAGCCGCCGCGGUGCCGAAAGGGCACAUUGCAGUUUACUUAUUGGGCGAUGAUCAAAGAAAGGAGGAGACUCCGAUGAAGAGGUUCGUGCUGCCGAUUUCGUAUGUGAACCAUCCGAUGUUCGGGGAGUUGCUGGAUAUGGCGGAAGCAGAGUUUGGGUUCCAUCACUCCAUGGGAGCUCUGACUCUGCCUUGCGAUGAAGAUUCCUUCCUCCAUCUCAUCUCUUCCCCUGCAUUUUGA
This is a messenger RNA of Linum tenue, 357 nucleotides long. Lineage: Eukaryota; Viridiplantae; Streptophyta; Magnoliopsida; Malpighiales; Linaceae. The record is from the annotation of a GenBank genome assembly.